CGUCAAGUUCGUGGCACUCAUUGAGUUGUCGCGUAGUCCGUUGUUGGGAGUUGUGUUUCAUGUUGCGGAUUCCAGAUAAAUAAAGUUGUUAACGUGAUUAGUGCGUAGAUGACUAAUAACGGCUGCACCUUGAUGCACAAAGUUCACUUUCACAGAGAAUAGCAACAAGCUAUUCUCUGUCAUUUCAUUAUCAACCAAAAUUGAUUGCGGCUGACAAUCACCAGUACAGUUCGGUGUCCCAUGUACACAAAAACAAUAAAAAUGCCAGCCACGAAGGAUUCGAAUAUUGUUAAAAUAGCCAUAGAAAUGGCCGAUCAACAAGCACAAUUAAUUGAAUUUAAUCAAAAGCAGCCUUUGACCGGAAUAAUUCAGGAACUGUGCAAUGCUUGGGAUCUCUCAGAUCCCGACACGUAUGCUCUGCAAUUUUCAGAUAACAACCAUAACUAUAUAACAGAAAAAAAUCGGAAUGAAAUAAAAAAUGGAAGCAUUUUAAGACUGGAACAUUCACCUUCAAAAACAGCCAGCGACAUACUAGCCAAACUAAACAAUGGCAAUAACGAUGAAAAAGUUGCAGCACUCCAGAAAUUAAGCACUCUUAGCAACGACGUUACAUUUGCUUUGGAAUUUAUCAAUAAACAAGGCUUGGCUCUCAUUAUUUCACAGGUUGAGGCUGGUAAAUCUAAAAGUAACACACUAGCCUUUCUCUUGCAAUCCUUUGUGGAAUUGAUGGAUCAUGGGAUUGUAUCGUGGGAUAUAUUGGAAUCUCCGUUCAUAAAUAAGGUGGCUAGCUAUGUGAACAAUCAAGCGACUCCGCCGGACUCUAAGGUGGUCGAAGCAUCCUUGCAAAUUUUGGAAAAUAUUGUCGUGAAUUCUUCGGGAAAAUACAGUCAAGUUGAAAAGGAAGUUACUUUUCCAAAUUUAGUCAUGCACUUGCAAAGUCAGAGCCCUCAAAUCCAACAAAAUGCUAUGUCCCUCAUCAAUGCUCUAUUUCUCAAGGCAGACUUGCCUAAACGGCGAGCUGUCGCUGCUACUCUGCAAUCUAAACAAUUACGGCUCGUCUUUGUUACCAAUGUAAUACAAUCAACAGGACAGGUUGGCAGCGAGAUGGCACAUCAACUCUAUGUGCUGCAGACACUGUUGCUAGGACUGUUAGAACAGAGAAUGAUGACUAAAAUGGAUCCCCAAGAUCAGGAUGCACUUGACAAGAUCAAAGAACUUCGUCGCAUUGCAUUUGAUACUGAAGGGUCCGUAAGCGGAGAUGUAACAGCUCGAAAACAAGGCAUUUUUGCUAAAGAUUACAAGAAACUAGGCUUUAAGUACGAUAUAAACCCAGCCAUGGAUUUUACCGAAACUCCACCAGGAAUGUUAGCUCUGGAUUGUAUGGUUUACUUUGCAAGAAAUCAUGUGGAGAGUUACACAAAGGUGGUUCUGGAGAAUUCGUGUCGAGCCGAUGAGCAUGAGUGUCCAUUCGGACGAACUAGCGUCGAAUUAGUAAAACUUCUCUGCGAGGUAUUACGAAUAGGUGAAGCUCCCAGCGAACAAGGGCAGUGUUAUCACCCAAUGUUUUUUAAACAUGAUCAUCCCUUUGAAGAGUUUUACUGUGUAUGCAUAGUUUUACUGAAUAAAACAUGGAAAGAGAUGCGGGCGACGACGGAGGACUUUGUCAAAGUCUUCUCUGUUGUUAAAGAGCAAAUCACUCGAGCACUUCAGAGCAAACCGACAGGACUUGAUAAGUUUAAAUUGACACUGCAUCAACUUACUUACUCUGUAAUCACAAACCUCUGGCAGCAAGAAAGGACCAGCCGCGAGGAGUGUGAGAGCCAUGCCAAACCUAUCAUUGAACUUCGGGAACAAAUUACCCCUGAAAUUAUGGAUCUUAUACGCCAGCAGAGGCUUGGGUUCUUAGUCGAAGGUACUCGUUUCACCAAAUAUGGUCCCAGAGGUCAGAGAAUGAAAGACAAAUUUCGGUACGUUCGACUUUCACCAAAUCACAAAGUGUUUCAUUACGGUGAAUGCGAUGAGAAGUCUGUGCCAACAAUUGACGAGCUUCCAGCAAAACUUGCGGUUGUCGAGAUUCGUGCGCUUUUAACCGGUAGAGACUGUCCGCACAUGAAGGACUUACAACGGCGAAAGACUACCCAUCAGCUUGCAUUUUCUUUGGCCCUUGAUUCUGUCGAGGUGAGCAGUCUUGACUUUGUAGCACCAGAUGAGCAAGUAUUUGAUUACUGGACUGAUGGGAUCAAUGCUUUACUGGGCAACAAGAUGACGAGCAAGGAAACAGAAAAGGACCUGGAAACCCUCUUGUCUAUGGAUAUUAAAUUGAGAUUAUUAGAUGCAGAGGGUAUAGACAUUCCGACCGAACCUCCACCGAUCCCAGACAAUCCACCGCACUAUGACUUUUGUUACGAACUCACAUAGACUUGAGAAUUAUAUUGUGGGUUUUAAUUUCAUUAGUUUCAUUGUCAGGUAUCUCAAGAUUUUACAUACAAGAUGUUAGUGCAAUUUUUUAUUUCAUGUGCAAAUGGUUUAAAUGCCGCAAUUGAC
Messenger RNA from Neodiprion fabricii, 2544 nucleotides. RefSeq names its product engulfment and cell motility protein 1 (gene Ced-12). Gene Ontology annotation, cellular component: plasma membrane. The coding region runs from base 241 to 2418 and encodes 725 amino acids. Gene Ontology annotation, biological process: actin filament organization; cell motility. The record is from RefSeq and is a predicted model, not a curated record. Lineage: Eukaryota; Metazoa; Arthropoda; Insecta; Hymenoptera; Diprionidae. The transcript is spliced from 7 exons.